This is a messenger RNA of Ctenocephalides felis (cat flea), 1279 nucleotides long. Its product is annotated as tyrosine-protein phosphatase non-receptor type 14-like. NCBI's taxonomy places the organism in Eukaryota, Metazoa, Arthropoda, Insecta, Siphonaptera, Pulicidae. The coding region runs from base 413 to 1279 and encodes 288 amino acids. The transcript has 2 exons. The record is from RefSeq and is a predicted model, not a curated record. Gene Ontology annotation, molecular function: protein tyrosine phosphatase activity; cytoskeletal protein binding. Gene Ontology annotation, cellular component: cytoskeleton.
CAUAAAAACAAGCAAACAGACAUUAAAUGAACCAGAAACAAUAAUAAAAAUAAAAUAAAACCACUAUCUACAAUGUGCCAUAGGAAUUAUUAGACUAAUGUAAAGGAAAAAGUAUUAGCACACAUUAUGGUGCAUGUACAUUUGACAGAUAAGUUAAUAGUGGGCGUAUAAUAUUUUGUAAAAGGAAGGAAAAUGAUACAAUGUCGUUUGUAAAAGAUUAUGGAGAGUAUUUGUUAACAAAUGUUGAGUGCCAGGCCUAUAAUUACCACAAGGAUAAACGAUUACUCUAGCAGAAGAAAAUUGUCAGGUAUACUAGGUCUAUGUGGUAAAUAUCAUGCUUGUAUACAUUAUAUUAUAUUAUGGCCCCAAAACUAUAACAUCAAGACUCACCUCAGUCUAACCUUCAAUUACAAUGCCUUUUAAAUUAAAACUAAAAAAAACCCGUCAAUACAAUGUUGUAUCUAAAAACCUCCUAGUUAUCUCCAUCGAGCUUUUAGAUGGUACAAAUGUCGAGUGCACUUUAAGCUCUGAAAGUCUGGGCAAAGAAUGCUUCGAACAUGUCUGCCAAAGGGCUAUGAUCAACCAAACACAGUUCUUCGGCUUGCGCUACAUCACCAAACAAAACUAUCCAAAAUGGGUCGACAUGGACAUGCCUUUAAGAAAACAAUUAGAGAAAUACGCUUCAUCCACAACUUUAUAUUUGAGAGUCAUGUACUAUGUUACCUCUGGAGUUUCUUUGAUCACGGAUGAAAUGACUCGGUAUCAUUAUUUCUUGCAUCUCAAGAACGAUGUGGCCGAUGGUAGGAUAGUUUGUAAUUUUCAGCAAGCUGUACUGUUAGCGAGUUAUAGUAAACAGGCUGAGUAUGGGAAUCAUUUGGAAACUAAUACAGAACAUUUGAAGCCGCUUUUGGCUUGUCCUAAAUAUAUUGUUGAGAAUAAUUUAUUGGAGGCUUUAACGGAAGCUGUGAUGAAGCAUAGUGCUGUUUUGCAAAAUAUGUCGCAAGCUUUGGCUGAAGAAUAUUAUAUUGCGACUUGUCAGGAGUUGGAUGGUUAUGGAUUGGAGAAUUUUAUAGCAUAUGAAGAAAGUAAUAAAGAAGUUGUAUUGGGGAUUUCAGUUUUGGGUAUAAGUGUUUCACAUGAGGUUGCACAAACGAAUACAAAAUGGUAUAGGUGGUCGGACAUAAGUAACGUUAUCAAUAACAAGAGAACUUUUACAAUAGAGUGUUCAGAAGAUGAGAAAAUGGUAAACUUUAAUUUUAAUAAUGCCGAAUAUUGCUAA